AUGCCCGCGUUUCAUCGGGCCGUUACGGCUAUUUCGCGGCAGGCGGUCUUCAGAGGUGCGCAACGUCAACAUGUUGUUGCACGUUCUAUCAGUGCCUCAGCAUUGAAGUCCGCCAUUGCUCAUCCCAUUACUACUCAUGGCCCCCCACCCAAGGCCCCUUCACCUACAUCUGCCAACCCAGAGCUACUACAGAAAGAUGCGGCCUUGCACCAGAAAACCGAGAAACGUCCGCUGCCAGGAAAACCAUCCGUGCUCAAGAAGCGAUUCUGGAAGAAUGUUGAUGUUAAGCAGAAGCCAGAUGGGGACUAUCAGGUCCUGCUAGACACACGCCCUAUUCGGACACCUUCCAAAGACGUUUUAUCCAUACCGUCAACGAAGCCAUAUCUUGCACAUGCGAUAGCGCUGGAGUGGGAUGUCAUGACCACUGCCCAGCAAGCGCUAAAGAACCACCUCAUCCCUCUAACUUCUCUGACCGCCCGUGCAGCGGAUAUUGCCGCAGAAGAUGCUCGAGGCGAAACUACCACGAGAGAUCAAAUAUUGAAAACAGCGAUGCGGUAUUUGGAAACGGACACCCUGUUGUGUUGGGUGCCGGAGCAGAACGCUUACGCUGCUGAUGAAGUGGAUGCCGAUGGGAAGAAACCGGAAAGCCUCCGAGAGGCCCAAAUUCGGGUCGCUCAAGAUACAAUUGCCUUCUUGAGCACCAAAGUAUGGCCCGGCGUGGACAUCCAGCCUAUCCUCGACACCGAUAGCAUAUUACCAGCCUCUCAGCCUCAGGCUACAAAGGACAUUAUUCUGCAGUGGAUUUCUGGUCUGCAGGCCUACGAUCUGGCCGGACUGGAGAGAGGAAUACUGGCCGCAAAGAGCUUGUUGAUUGCAGUCCGUCUGGUCGCUGAAUGGAGUGAGACGUUUCGAGAGGUGCAACGACCGGGCCGCGAGAGGUUCGGCAUUGAGGAAGCAGCGGAGGCAUCCAGCCUAGAAGUCAGGUGGCAGACCGAUAUGUGGGGAGAGGUUGAGGAUACUCAUGAUGUCGACAAGGAAGAUUUGAAGCGCCAGCUCGGCAGCGUCAUUGUAUUGACAAGUGUUGGAGGCCAGCAAGAGAUGACGGAAAGGGGCGAAGGACACAAACGGUCUCGAAGUUCCCUGGCGCUGGCGCUUUUACACCGCGAUAGGUCGAAGGAUAACCGUGAAGAGCCGGUCGUUCGCGAUAGUGGCUCCUCCGAAUCCGCCACGUCUUCCCUUGCCAAUAGUACUCCAUCCAUAUCUGGAGUUCCAGCUACCCGAAGCUCCAGCCGCCGAAGUACACGCCCUCAAGAGCCAAACCUACGUCCCAUGUCUGCUGAACCGUCACAAGAGCCCGCGGGCCCUCACAGAAGCGGGGAUAACAUUGAGAAGCUACCCUCCAUAUCACAUGCCCAGACCAGUAGCAUGUCUUUAGAUCAGUCAGUCCGGACUUUUCGUCUAUUCGAGAUCUUACGGAGCGGCGACACGAAUGCGAUUUCGAAAGCCAUCAGAGAGACCAAGGAGCCGCAGGGAGCAAAUGCCCUUUCUGGGACAACUAUUCUACACCUUGCGAUUCAAUGCGCUGAGCCGCAAGUUGUCGAAUUCGUGCUGUCCUCCAGCCAGGACCUUGACAUAAACGCGCGUGAUCGGGAGGGCAAUACACCUCUUCAUUUGGCUGCUCAGCUUGGACGAGGUCCAGUGAUUCGCGAACUGCUAAACCAACCCUCUAUUAACGAUUCGAUCAUAAAUUACAACGGCCAAACAGCUCUUGAUAUUGCGCGCACUCCAGAAAUCUUCCAGCAACUUCAGCUAGCUCGCUCACUGUUCAUUGACGUCAAGACCCAAGAGAUCCAAGCGCUCGUUUCUCAAGGAGAAUACGAAAAACUGGAGAAGGCGCUCGAAGAGCCCCGUGUAGAGGGCAGCAUCGAUGUCAACAGUUUAGAUUUGGUAACGGACCCUGCCACUGCCCAGUCUGGGGGCACGUUGUUGCAUGAGGGGGCAAGGAAAAAGGACACACAACUGAUUCAGAUCCUAUUGAUGCAUGGAGCGGAUCCCUUCCGUCGUGACAAGAAAGGGAAAUUGCCUCAGGAUGUGACUAAAGAUGACAAGACCCGUGCGAUCGUCAAGAAAUCUCCAGCAGCAGUCAUCGCACAACGUGGCAUACAGGAAAAAGCCAUUCUCGGCACCAGCGCAGCUCAAGGUGUGCCUGGUCGCUCAGGCGGUAGCGAGGCGCCUUUUGCUGGCAAGGAAGCUCGUGAAAUGAGGGGUUAUCUAAAGAAAUGGACUAAUUAUACAAGUGGCUAUAAAUUGCGAUGGUUCGUUCUAGAAGAUGGUGUGCUGAGCUAUUAUAAACACCAAGAUGAUGCGGGCUCCGCCUGCCGAGGAGCGAUCAAUAUGAAAAUUGCUAGGCUCAAUAUGGAUGCGCAGGACAAGACCCGUUUCGAGAUUCAUGGAAAGUCAUCCGUCAAAUAUCAUCUCAAGGCGAAUCACGUUGUCGAGGCAAAGCGUUGGUUCUGGACUCUAAACAAUGCCAUACAGUGGGCCAAGGAUGAGGCGAAGGAGGAAGAGAAGCGUCAAUCGAAACAUGCUGAAGUACUUCGCCAGGCCAAGAUUGAGCAAGUGGAAGGCCGAUUGUCCGAGACCAUAUCCGACUCUCCAAGUUCAGCUAUUCCAAGAUCCAACGUGAAGAGCCUUGCACCCCCUUCCAUCAAUAUACCAAGUAGCAGUGGCACACGGCUCAGCACGUACGCGUCCCACACAACCGCAGGGAGCGCGCCCGAAGACGAAGAAAGCUCCUUGUACGGGUCAAUGGAGCACGCCGCUGCACCAAAUGAAGUCAAUCGGGUGCUGAGCCAUGUGACCUCGGCGCCAGAUAUUGACGGCGAUGACGAAGAGGACUAUGCGUCCAGUCAUGAUAUGCAGCCCACGGACAAAGAUGCUUUGAACAUCACUGCCCAGUCAACGAAACUCCAGCUUGACAUCCUUGCCAAUGUCGCGUCUUCGCUGCAAGCGGAAAAGUCAAAGAAUCCUGCCACAUCACUCUCCGAUCCAGCAGUUGAUCAGGCUUUAGUUGCUUAUGAAGCAGCUGUGAGUAGUUUACAAGGCUUAGUGCAGAGCCUUUUGAAGAUAUCUCGGGACCGUGAUGCGUAUUGGCAGUAUCGCUUGAAUAGGGAGGCAUACUUGCGCAAGAUGUGGGAGGAAAGCAUGGCAAGGAUCGCUCAGGAACAUGAGGAGCUCCAGUCACGAAUGGGCGAAUCCGAGGAAAAACGUAAGCGUACCAAGCGGGCGUUGAAGGAAGCGUUGGAGUCAACAGCCACGAGCCGUGCAGUCAGUAAAGCUCCGUCGCGCGCGCAGGUUGCCAGUGGAGAAGUUGCCGAUGUCGAACUCGAGACUCAAGAGCCGGAGCCAGCAGAAGUCUCGCCAGAAUUCGAAGAUCGAGAACUUAGAGGUACUCUUCGUCGUAGGAAGUCGGCUAUGUCCAAUAUCAGCACUCUCUAUGACUCGGAGUCUGAGGAUGAAGACGAGUUCUUCGAUGCCAUUGAUUCCGGAGAAAUUGAGGUGGAGAAACUUGCUGGCUCGGAGGACGGCGAACAGAAGCCUCUGGAGGAGACCAAUGAGCUCCGAACCGCGAAGAGAUCUGAAAUUGUGCCUUCGUUCAAGGGAUAUGAAGAACCCAUCCGGCAGAGACUGAAGAUGGAUUACGACAAUAGACCGAAGAUUUCGCUCUGGGGGAUUUUGAAGUCAAUGAUCGGGAAGGAUAUGACGAAGAUGACUCUCCCGGUAUCCUUCAAUGAGCCUACAUCCCUGCUUCAACGCGUGGCCGAGGACUUGGAAUACGCAGAUCUACUUGAUGUUGCAGCGGACCGACCCGAUUCCAUGGAGCGUCUGGUGUAUGUCGCUGCAUAUGCUGCAAGUGAAUAUGCUUCUACGAUUGGCCGUGUUGCUAAACCGUUCAAUCCUCUUCUUGGGGAGACAUUCGAAUAUGUCCGGCCGGACAAAGGGUAUCGGUUCUUUGUCGAACAAGUCAGCCAUCAUCCCCCGAUUGGUGCUGCUUGGGCCGAGUCGCCAAAGUGGGACUACUAUGGCGAGUCUGCUCUGAAGUCCAAGUUUUACGGAAAGUCGUUCGACAUUAACCUUUUAGGGACAUGGUUUUUAAAGCUACGGCCAGCAUCUGGAGGAGAGGAGCUGUAUACCUGGAAGAAGGUCACAUCUUCCGUUAUUGGCAUUAUCACCGGUAGCCCCACAGUGGACAACUACGGCCUGAUGGAAAUCAAGAAUUGGACCACAGGCGAAGUUUGCUAUUUGGAUUUCAAACCAAGGGGCUGGAAGGCUUCAUCCGCAUAUCAGGUGACGGGUAAGGUCGUGGAUCGGGAUGGGUCGCCCAAGUGGAGUAUCGGUGGCCGAUGGAACGAUAAGAUCUACGCGCGCCAUACCCCAGGGUUCGAGGCGACAGUUUCCGGCCAGGAUCCUGAAUCGGCCAAGACGUUCCUGGUCUGGCAAAGCCAUGAUCGGCCGAGCGGGAUUCCAUUCAACCUCACACCAUUCGUCAUCACUCUGAACGCUUUGCCCGAAGGGCUCAAGGAGUGUCUCCCACCUACCGACACACGACUUCGACCCGAUCAGCGUGCGAUGGAGGAGGGUGAGUAUGAUUUAGCCGCCACGGAGAAACAUCGAGUGGAGGAGAAGCAGCGCGCCAAGCGGAGAGAAAGAGAGACGAAAGGCGAGGAGUAUAAGCCCAGAUGGUUCAGUAGGGCCAAGUGCCCGGUCACUGGUGAAGAGUAUUGGGCACACAACGGACAAUACUGGACGAGUCGCGAGAGCGGCGACUGGAGCGCCUGCGAGGACAUCUUCUAA
Messenger RNA from Aspergillus tubingensis, 4854 nucleotides. Its product is annotated as oxysterol binding protein. Gene Ontology annotation, biological process: endocytosis; exocytosis; piecemeal microautophagy of the nucleus. The record is from RefSeq and is a predicted model, not a curated record. Lineage: Eukaryota; Fungi; Ascomycota; Eurotiomycetes; Eurotiales; Aspergillaceae. Gene Ontology annotation, molecular function: sterol binding; protein binding. Gene Ontology annotation, cellular component: intracellular membrane-bounded organelle; nuclear envelope; membrane. The transcript is spliced from 7 exons. The coding region runs from base 1 to 4854 and encodes 1617 amino acids.